CAGGUCUGAAUAUGCCCACAGGAUACACCCUGAGCCAGAAGGUAGCCUCCCUGCAAACCAGAAAGUGCAAAUAUGAAGCAUGGAGCUUCUACAUGGCCUGCCAUACUACUAUAGAGAAAGGGAGGGAACUGACAUAUUAUCGAAAACCAUAGAGUCUAAUGAUGCACUGACACCACUGCAAAUUCCUUCACGCCCCACUGUGUCUCAGGAAAGAUAUGAGGAGUUAAGAGAUUCACAUCAGUGGUGCAGGCUUCCCUGGGGAACUGAAAGAGAAUAUGGAGGAAUUGCACCAGUUUCACUGCCAGAAGAUCACAGACCAAAGAAUGAGCCUCCUUGUUUGCUUGCUAAAGGACAUCAACAUUAUGCUUAUGGUGGAGAUUCCUGGCCAAGAGGUCUUCCCAUUGAGCAGUACUACGAUGUAACCCAAAUGAAAAAAAGUGAUGUUCGUAUGAAUGAUGAUCUGCUUCCUAAACCUCUAGAUAAUUCACUCAAACAAUUAUGCCUCCCAUUUCCAGUCUCACACCCCUACCAGACACACAUCUCCAGGUAUGCCAUGUUCCCAACCUUUAAAUCACCAGAAGACCGAGACACUGGCAUCCAAGCAAGCAGCCACCGGCCUUUUCAUCCCAACGUCCCUACAAAGCCUUAUGAUGUGAUUGUUUUGAGAAAGACCAAAGGUAAUCCAUAUAGACAUGAAGUCAUCAACAUUCCAUAUGAUUCCCAGAAGGAGGCCUUGCAUUGGCCAGGACAACAUACAUACUUUCAUUUUCCUAAAUUUGUUGAGGGAAGCAGUCAGAUAUAUUAUCCAAAGCCACCAAAGAUUGUGGCUCCUAACUCUACAUGCAACUUACUAGAAAAUAAUCUCUCUUCAAGAACUGCCAAUAUGCUACGAAAUGUAGAGAAGGCCCAGUGGAUAACAACAUAUAACUAUGAUUUCACAGGUAGAGGUCCCAUGAAUCCCCUGGUACUGGAUGAUUCUGACAUGAAGCUAAUUGGCAGAGUGACUGGAGAAUUAGAGGAAGAUGUGGAACUUAAAGAAUCGUUUCUGCCUAGUCUCUCACAAGUAAGGCCUUUAGAAGGGCGCAUUGCACGUUUCCUUCAAGGUCGGCGACCCCAUGAAUCAAUUUUACAAGAACAGGAUUCCUCAGACAUCACUGUGCCUCCAGUUUUGUACACAGUUCAUGCUGUCAUACCCAGUUACUCAGACAUGAUACUCAGCAAUAGGAAAACAGCAACAAAUCUGGAUCGGCAAUGUAAACAUACAACAAAUGAAGACAAGAAAAGAGAAGAGGACUCAUUGCGGACUCUUCAAUUGCCUGAUGUAUGUUACCAGAGAGGUGAGAGUCAGGAAAACAGACCUACAGUAAACAAAUUUCAGAAAAUCACAGAUACAUGGAAAACAGAAGCUUUGUAUAGAAGGCAGCUUUCAGUCAGGCCUAAAUCUGAACCUCCUCCUGCCCCAUCAUGGAAUUCCCUCUACUAUGAAGAUUUGAAACCCAGCCAUUUAGACCAAUACAUUGUGUGGCACAACCCUGUUAGUCUUAGUAAGCCAGGCUUACUAAAGGGUCAAAUGGGGGGAGAAGGCAGCAUUUUCCAAGCUGAAAACAGUGAUCAAGAGGAAACCCAAUAUACUUUGAGUUUGGAGAGCAACCCACCCAACAUAGCACUGCCUGAAUGGAUUCCUAAUUCUGGGGUGCCUCGACCUCAGACAUCAUUACUUGAGCUUCAGAAUUCCUUUUCUAAAACAGGAGCACACAAACGUUUUCAUAAUUCUAUUAAAGGAGAAGUAAAAGACCUCCGGGAUAAUAUUCAUGAAGGGAGGAGGCACACAUUCUAUGGCUUCAAUUCAUUUUAUUUCUAUAACUGACAUGUGCCUUUGUCCCUUUAAAUUAAAAAAAUCAGUCCCUCUCUUUGUAUUUACAA
Pelodiscus sinensis (Chinese soft-shelled turtle) is the source of this 1923-nucleotide messenger RNA. It is a transcript of the gene SPMIP4, whose product is annotated as sperm microtubule inner protein 4. The record is from RefSeq and is a predicted model, not a curated record. Lineage: Eukaryota; Metazoa; Chordata; Testudines; Trionychidae. Gene Ontology annotation, cellular component: centrosome.